Molecule: messenger RNA, 1038 nt
Organism: Theobroma cacao (cacao)
Lineage: Eukaryota; Viridiplantae; Streptophyta; Magnoliopsida; Malvales; Malvaceae
Source: RefSeq, a predicted model, not a curated record
AUGAGAACACUACAAGAUAUAUACAACAGAUGUAAUGCUGCCAUUGUUGAGCCUACAACUUACACUAAGGCUAAUGAGAAUGAUGAAUGGAAGAAAGCAAAGAACACAGAGACGGAAAUGAUCAAGAAGAAUGGUACUUGGUUACUAGUUGACAGGCCUGCUAAUCAGAAGGUUAUUGGUGUCAAGUGGGUUUAUAGAACCAAACUCAGUGCAAAUGGAUUAAUAUAUAUGUUGAACAACCUGAAGGCUUUGUGUAAAUGGGAAAGGAAGACAAAGUUUGCAAGCUUGUUAAAGCUCUUUUACAAGUUGAAACAAGCUCCAAGGGCCUCGUCUGAGAGAAUUGACAAUUAUCAAGUGAGAAAAGGUUUCAUACGCAAUAUAAAUGAACCCAUUUUGUAUGUGAAGAACAUUAAUGGCUUUGUAACUCUUAUAGUCUCGCUCUAUGUCAAUGACCUUCUUUUGACAGGGCCAGACAGUUAUGUUUUAAAUGAUUUCAAGACGCAAAUGAAACUUGAAUUCAAUAUGACAGAUUUGGGGGAGACGAGUUAUUUUCUUAAUACGGAAUUUAUACCAUCUCCUAAGUUUAUUUACAUUCAUCAAAGUAAGGAGCUUUUGAAAAGGUUUAAUAUGGAAGCUUGUAAAAUGGUUGAUACACCAUUAGUCUCAAAUGCAAAGUUCUAUUGCAAUGAUGAAGCUCCUACUGCUAUAAGCACAACUUACAAAUGCUUAAUUAGGAGUUUGCUAUAUUUAACAGCUUCUAAGCUUGAUAUUAUGUAUUUUGCAAGUGUGUUAUCGAGACAUAUGCAAGCACCAUUUGAGAUUCACUUCUUCGCUGUCAAAAGGGUGCUUAGGUACAUCAAAGGAACCACUGGUUAUGGUCUUAAAUUUAGUAAGAAUGAAAGUAAAGAAUUGGUUGGCUGCUGUGAUAGCGAUUGGGCAAAAUGCCUUGAUGAUUCAAAGAACACAAGCGGGUUUUGUUUCUCAUUUGGAAGUGUAGCUUUCUCAUGGAACUUCAAGAAACAGGGUAUGUUAGCCUAA